Sclerotinia borealis F-4128 is the source of this 2403-nucleotide messenger RNA. Lineage: Eukaryota; Fungi; Ascomycota; Leotiomycetes; Helotiales; Sclerotiniaceae. The record is from the annotation of a GenBank genome assembly.
AUGCCUGUCGUCAAAGGUGGAGUUUGGACUAAUAUCGAAGAUGAGAUUCUUAAAGCAAGUGUUUCGAAAUAUGGGUUAAAUCAAUGGGCUCGAGUUUCCUCACUUCUGGCAAGAAAGACCCCGAAGCAAUGCAAAGCAAGAUGGGGUGAAUGGCUGGAUCCAGGUAUUCGCAAAAUCGAAUGGAGCAAGGAAGAGGACGAAAAGUUAUUACAUCUGGCGAAAUUGAUGCCAACACAAUGGCGAACUAUUGCUCCUAUUGUUGGAAGAACAGCAACCCAGUGCCUGGAAAGAUAUCAAAAAUUACUCGAUGAAGCGGAACAAAAAGAAGCCACAGAGUUUGGACUCGGUGGACCUGAUGGUGGAGAGACAAAAGCACCAUCUGCGGAUGAUGUACGACGAUUGCGACCCGGUGAAGUCGACCCAGAUCCAGAGUCGAAACCUGCCAGACCAGAUACCGUUGAUUUAGAUGAGGACGAAAAGGAAAUGUUGAGCGAAGCUCGUGCUCGUUUAGCAAAUACACAGGGUAAAAAAGCGAAGAGAAAGGCUCGUGAACGCCAGUUGGAGGAGUCGAGGAGGUUGGCCGUAUUACAGAAGCGCAGAGAGCUUAAAAAUGCUGGCAUUAAUAUCAAAGUCGUCAAUCGAAAGAAGGGAAUGAUGGAUUAUAAUGCCGACAUACCUUUCGAAAAGGCGCCCGCUCCUGGAUUUUACGAUACUGGGGACGAGUCCAUUCAGAAUGAAAAGCAGAGAGCAGCUUUCGAUCCACGAAAACAACAACUCGCAAUCAAGCGCAAAGGGGAACAAAAUGAUAACCAGGACCCAAAACGACAGAAGAAUGACAAAAACGCUCCAUCGGCAUCAUAUCAAGCAGCCAUGAAAGCUGGACAGAUGCAAAAGAUUCGAGAGGCGGAACAAAGUAGUAAGAGACGGGCAUUAGUAUUACCGGCACCUCAGGUUGGUGAAGGGGAGCUUGAGGAAAUUGUAAAGAUGGGUAUGAUUGGGGAGAGGGCGAACAUAAUUGCGAGAUCCAGCGAAAACGAUGCAACGAGAGGACUUGUUAAUACAUAUUCUACUAUUAAUAGUGGAGCACCAAUUCGAACACCGCGAGCACCAGCACAAGAGGACCAUAUCGCCAACGAAAUCAGAAAUAUCAAAGCCCUUACCGAGACACAAUCAUCCCUACUAGGAGGAGAAAAUACGCCUUUACAUGAAGGAUCUGGCAGCACAGGAUUUGAUGGCGUUACUCCUCGAAGACAACAAAUGGAAACGCCUAACCCUAUGGCUACUCCUUUCCGGGUGAACGGUAUUGGCGCAACUCCUGCUAGAGACGGCGUAGGAGCCACACCUAUGCGAACUCCUCGAGAUAGUUUCGCAUUAAACGCAGAUGGGGAAAUGGAAUUGGUUAGGAGAACACCUCAAGAUCACAAAUUGAGGGAUAUAACCCUUAAAAAUUCAUUGAAAGCUGGCCUUGCAUCUUUACCAAAACCAAAGGAUAUCGAGUGGGAGUUAGAACUACCUGAAGAGCAACGAGAAAACUUUGGUGUUCAAGAGUUAUCCGAGGAGGACGCAGAGCUCAGGGACAGGAAAGAACGCCAAAUCCGAGAAGCUCAAGAACAAUUAGAAUUCAAGAGACGGACACAAGUCUUGCAAAAAGGGUUGCCUCGUCCAUCGGUCAUCGACGUCAACGCAUUGAUGAAAACUGUGAUGAAUAUUGAAGACACAAUUGAGGGCUCCAUCGAAAGAGAAGCAGCUUUAUUGAUUGCGAAUGAUGCUGUCAAAUAUUCCACGGCUGGAGCUAAGAUCAAGGGUACUCCAAAAACAAUCGAGGUGUUUGAGGAUGAUGCUCUUUCACAAGCUAGAUUGCAGCUGUUGAUGGAAAUUCCAAAGGAUUUGGUCGAACAAGGCUCGGAUGCUUUCCGAACGGCAUGGGAUGACGCUCAUAAAUCUUCGUUAUUACCUGGAUUGAGUGGAUAUGAUUCCGAUGAUGAAAUCGAUGAGCAUCAGAUGCUUCUAGAUGCUUUUGAAGUAAGUUUCAAGUUUUCAGCCAUGUUUAUACAACAACUAAUCAAAAAUCAGAAUGUUCAAGAAUCUAUCUUCGCCGCCGCCGAAAAAGGAAACAAAUCCGAAAAGAAGCUCGCCCUCCAUCUAGGUGGUUAUCAACAAAGAGCUAAAUUGUUACGUCAAAAAAUCGGUGAAGCAGCCGAUGCCCUGUCGAAAGCUAGUUAUUCUUUAGAUGCGUUCAAAACAUUACAGAUAUCAGAAGAUGUAGCGAUAUCGAGGAGGUUAGAAGAUUUGAGGGAGAGAGUGGGAUUCGUUAGUAAGAGGGAAAGAGAAGCCCAGGAACUGUAUAGGCAGAGGAAGGAGGAGUUGGUGGAUUUGUCGGAUGAAGUGAAUGGAUUUCAUUGA